This is a messenger RNA of Capra hircus (goat), 2966 nucleotides long. RefSeq names its product tripartite motif containing 44 (gene TRIM44). The transcript has 5 exons. Bases 327 to 1349 code for a protein of 340 amino acids. NCBI's taxonomy places the organism in Eukaryota, Metazoa, Chordata, Mammalia, Artiodactyla, Bovidae. The record is from RefSeq and is a predicted model, not a curated record. Gene Ontology annotation, molecular function: zinc ion binding.
GCGCGGAGCCCCGCGGCUCCGCGAUCUCGUCGGGGGCAGCGGGAGGCCGAGCGGGCGGCGCGGCGCUGGGAGGCCGCGCCGGAAGUGCCCCAACCUCGGGAGGAAGCGCACCGGCCGCCGAGCUGCCGAGCCGGCGGGAAGGCCCUUCGCUCCUCCGCCGGACGCGGGCUGCCAGGAGCAGGCAGCAGCGGCCCCGAGGCUGCGGGACACGGCGCGGCCAGUCCCCGGGACGGGCCUGGGCUGGGGUGGAGGCCGCGAGGAGGCCACUCUGAGGCUAGACGGCGAGAUCGGUAGCCCCGAGACCCGGGCCGCGGCAGAGCCUCCACAUGGCCUCCGGAGGGGGUGCGGCCUUCGAGGAGCUGCCGCACGACGGCACGUGUGAUGAGUGCGAGCCGGACGAGGCUCCGGGGGCCGAGGAAGUGUGCCGAGAAUGCGGCUUCUGCUACUGCCGCCACCACGCGGAGGCGCACGGGCAGAAGUUCCCCAGACACCACCUGGCCGAGUACGUUCACUGCGCUGUCCAGGCCUGGACCCCGGGAGCCCGCGGGGAUGGGGCCGCGGAGGAAGCAGUCGAGGCCCGGGUGGAGAAUGAGAAAGCCCUAGAAAGCGAGGCGGGGGAAGGGAGCGAGUCCGAGGAAGACAGUGAGCCCGAAGAAGAGAGCGAGACAGAGGAAGAGAGCGAGGAUGAGAGCGAGGAAGACAGUGAGGAAGAAAUGGAGGACGAGCAAGAGAGCGAAGCCGAGGACAACCAGGAAGAAGGAGAAUCCGAGGCCGAGGGAGAAACGGAGGCGGAAAGCGAAUUUGACCCCGAAAUAGAAAUGGAAGCAGAGAGAGUGGCCAAGAGGAAGUGUCCGGACCAUGGGCUUGAUUUGAGUACCUAUUGCCAGGAAGACAAGCAGCUCAUCUGUGUGCUCUGCCCAGUCAUUGGGGCUCACCAUGGCCACCAUCUGUCCACCCUCGAUGAAGCCUUCGAGGAACUAAGAAGCAAAGACUCAGGCGGACUGAAGGCGGCUAUGAUAGAGUUGGUGGAAAGGUUAAAGUUCAAGAGCUCAGACCCUAAAGUAACGCGGGACCAGAUGAAGGCGUUUAUACAGCAAGAAUUUAAGAAAGUUCAAAAAGUGAUUGCGGAUGAAGAGCAGAAGGCCCUUCAUUUAGUGGAUAUCCAGGAAGCAAUGGCCACAGCUCAUGUGACUGAGAUACUGGCUGACAUCCAGUCCCAUAUGGAUAGAUUGAUGACUCAGAUGGCCCAAGCCAAGGAACAACUUGAUACCUCUAAUGAAUCAGCUGAGCCAAAGGCGGAGGGCGACGAGGAAGAACCCGGUGGUGCCGAUGAAGACGAGGACACAUGAAGGCCUGCCCGCCCCCCCGGUGGAACACCCCCCCUUCCCCUUGUGCGUAUGUGACGGCGUGUGUGCAACGGCUUCUGACCCCUGUGAAGGCUGCCCGGCAAGCAACGUGCUUCCGCCAGAUGCCUCCCCAGACCCGCAGCAGGCACAGAGCUCUCCAGGGAAUGACCAGCUUUACUGUUACUGACCGUGCUUCUCAUUCUCUUGUGGCAGGAAAAGGAAAAGUGCCCCCGUGCUCCACCAGGAGCAAUUACAGGGUCCUCGGGUCAUUCCCUCAACAGCUGCUUUGAACUUCCUCAGGAAAGCCAGUCCCUGUAAUGGUGUAUACCCAAACAGUAUCACUUCAUUAAGAAGGAGCUGAAAUCAUCCUGAAGGGCAGUCAGGAUUUGUUUCCCUCCCUGCUAAUAACCCCCCACUUUAUUCAUAUCGAAGCAUGGAAUAAAUGAGGGGGAAAGUAGGGCUGAAUCAACCCAUGUAAUUAGUCUCUACAAGUCCAAUUAUACAUCUGUGAAAAUGUGGUUUCAUGAAAUAAGAUGGAUGGCUUGAAAACCGACAGAGUUAAAAGUUAGAAAUAUAUAAAGAUAUUUUUAAUACGUGAGGUUAUCCUGGACUUCAGAUUCAUAAUUCAAUCCUGUGGAAAUGAAAAAAAAAAAAAAUGAUUGAAGAGGUAGAAAGGAAAUGACUUUUAAAAAAAAAAAAAAAGAGGGGGGAACCAAAAAGAUCUGAUUAAAAGUUGAAAUCGAAAUAAAUAUUUCUGAACUCAAAUUGCCUAGGUUUCCAAAAUAGUCAGUAAAGGACCUGACGGAAUCUGAAUUAUGUGAGUGGAUUCUGAGGUUUUAUGGGUCUCGUCACAUCAUGAAAGUCUGGAAUGUGUGUCACAAAUGGGAAUUUGCUCUGUAGGUUUUGCUCCUCUUCCCCUAGCUUAGCCUGAUUUGGCUUCAGUGCAGAGUGGGGAGGAUACUUGGCCCUCUGUGGUGUGUGAAUUGAGCUCCACCCCCUGGCACACAGACCUUCCUUUCACUCCAGGGGAGGACCCCUCCGGCCCCAGCACUCCCCACAUCCAGGUCAUCUCCCACCCACUGCUUACACGCUGUGAGCAGAGACACACAGUGGUUGGACUCUGGCCUCUCCCCACUCCAAAUCACAUUUUCUUACAGCCAAGCUUUUUACUCCCAACGUAGCAGUGAUGUACUAGGGAACACAGAACUGGAAACUGAGAAGCAUGCAUCUUCCGCAGCAGCAGUUUUGACUGAACAAAUGUUUUGGAGUCAGGGCAUGAUGUUAUUUUCGGAUAAAACAAACACAGUUACAUUAUGAAAUAGAAUGUUCAUAUACAUAAACUGUAAAGAUUAAACGGGAGACUUCGCAGAGGACUUUUGUUUGCAAGUGGGCUGUGCGUUCCCCCUCCUCUGCCAUCGGUGGUAUUUGGGUGUUCGCUUCUGAGAAGUACAACUGGAACUGCAUACACCCAAGAGCCUUGGGGCUUCUGCUGACUCGGGACCCAGACUCCUAGUGCUUCUGAGGCAGAACCACAGGGGCCUGCAUCGGGGGAUCUUCCUGUUUUCCUGCCUGCCUGCCUGUGACCUGUACACCUGUCAACAAAGCUUUAGGGCCAACUGA